GCUGCCUUCGAAGCUGGCUUCGACUUCCUGGAGCUCCGGCGCUCGCCUGUGUCGCUGCCUGUCCUGUCCCAUCGCUGUGCCUCUCUGUUAGGAGGCUGUGUGCCAUAAAUCCGUAACCUCAUGGUUUUACCUGCUUACUUCUGAAGUUCUAGUUGCAGUUUGCUGUCUGCUGUGCUUCAUACAAGGUUUUCAUGGAUCUCAACAGUGCAAGCAGUAUUGUUUUGCAAGUCUUGACCCAAGCUACCAGUCAAGAUACUGUAGUGCUGAAGCCAGCUGAGGAACAACUGAAGCAGUGGGAGACACAGCCAGGCUUUUACUCUGUAUUGUUGAACAUCUUUACAAAUCAUGCCCUGGAUGUGAAUGUCAGAUGGUUAGCUGUAUUGUAUUUUAAAAAUGGAAUCGAUCGUUACUGGAGACGAGUUGCACCGCAUGCUCUUUCUGAAGAAGAAAAAACAACAUUGCGUGCUGGACUUAUUGCCAACUUUAAUGAACCAGUGAAUCAGAUAGCAACUCAGAUCUCUGUACUCAUUGCUAAAGUUGCCAGGGUGGACUGCCCAAGGCAAUGGCCAGAACUUAUACCCACACUUCUAGAAUCUGUGAAAGUCCAAGAUGACCUCCGACAGCACAGAGCGUUACUUACAUUUUAUCAUGUUACGAAGACCCUGGCUUCCAAACGACUUGCUGCAGACAGGAAACUUUUCUACGAUCUCGCAUCUGGUAUUUAUAGCUUUGCAUGUUCCUUGUGGAAUCAUCAUACAGAUACGUUCCUACAACAGGCUUGCACUGGGAAUGAAGCUGCUGCCUCAAAUUCAUUAGAAAGAACUUUGUUGUCAUUGAAAGUUCUUCGUAAACUAACAGUCCAUGGAUUUGUAGAACCUCAUCGAAAUGUAGAGGUGAUGGGUUUUCUACAUGCGCUGUUUGAACGGCUAAAACAGUUUCUGGAGUGCAGUAGAAAUAUACGGACGGGAAAUGUUUGCAGAGAUCGUCUAGAAAAGACUAUAAUUCUGUUCACUAAAGUGCUUUUGGACUUUCUGGAUCAACAUCCUUUUUCAUUUACACCGUUAAUUCAGAGAUCAUUGGAGUUUGCUGUGAGCUACGUUUUCACAGAGGCUGGUGAAGGAGUUGUAUUUGAGCGCUUUAUUGUACAGUGCAUGAAUCUCAUCAAGAUGAUUGUAAAAAACUAUGCUUACAAGCCAUCCAAAUAUAUUGAAGAUAGCAGCCCUGAAACUCUUGAAGCACAUAAGAUAAAGACAGCCUUUUUCACAUAUCCAACACUAAUGGAGAUAUGUAGGAGACUAGUCACUCACUAUUUUCUACUGACAGAGGAAGAAUUGACAAUGUGGGAAGAAGACCCAGAAGGCUUCACUGUAGAGGAGACAGGAGGAGAUUCUUGGAAGUACAGUCUCAGACCAUGCACGGAAGUUCUUUUUAUUGAUAUUUUCCAUGAAUAUAAUCAGACUCUUACUCCUGUACUUUUAGAAAUGGUUCACAGUCUGCAAGGAACCACCAACUUGGAAGAUACCAGUGCUAUACUGAUUAAAGAUGCUGUGUAUAAUGCAGUUGGACUGGCUGCCUAUGAACUAUUUGAUAGUGUGGAUUUCGAUCAGUGGUUUAAAAAUCAACUCCUAGCAGAACUUCAGGUUUCUCAUAACAGAUAUAAACCAAUACGUCGACGGGUAAUUUGGCUGAUUGGACAGUGGAUUUCAGUCAAAUUCAAAUCAGACUUGAGGCCUUUGUUGUAUGAGGCAAUUCGUAACUUGCUUCAAGACCAAGACUUAGUGGUCCGUAUUGAGACAGCUACAACACUGAAGUUAACCGUAGAUGACUUUGAAUUCAGAACUGACCAGUUCCUACCGUAUUUGGAAUCCAUGUUUACGCUGCUCUUUCAGCUUCUUCAGGAUGUAACAGAAUGUGACACGAAAAUGCAUGUCCUUCAUGUUCUGUCCUGUGUGAAUGAAAGAGUCAAUGUACAGAUACGGCCGUAUGUAGGAUGUUUGGUUCAGUAUUUACCUCUUCUUUGGAAACAGAGUGAGGAGCACAAUAUGUUACGGUGUGCUAUUCUAACUACCUUAAUCCAUCUUGUUCAGGGCCUGGGAGCAGAUAGCAAAAACCUCUAUCCUUUUCUGCUUCCGAUUAUUCAGCUAAGUACAGAUGUUUCCCAGCCUCCGCAUGUCUAUCUUCUGGAAGAUGGACUGGAGUUGUGGUUAGUGACAUUGGAGAAUAGCCCAUGUCUUACACCUGAGCUGCUGAGAAUAUUUCAGAACAUGUCAGCCCUUCUUGAACUGAGUUCAGAAAACCUCAAAAAUUGCUUUAAGAUCAUCAAUGCCUAUGUUUUCUUAUCAUCAACAGAGUUUUUACAGACAUAUGCUGUUGACUUGUGUCGAUCAUUUUGUGAACUCUUAAAGGAUGUAACUACUGAAGGUCAAGUUCAAGCUUUGAAGGUUGUGGAAAAUGUCCUAAAAGUAAAUCCUAUUUUGGGUCCUCAAAUGUUUCAGCCUCUUCUUCCAUCAGUAUUCAGGGGGAUUAUAGAUGGGGAGAGAUACCCAAUGCUGAUGUCUACUUAUCUGGGGGUCAUGGGUAGAGUUCUUCUACAAAAUGCAAGUUUUUUUUCAUUACUUUUGAACCAGAUGGCAUGUGAAUCAGGCCAGGAGUUGGGCCAUAUUCUUGGCAACAUGAUUGAAAUGUGGGUUGAUCGGAUGGAUAACAUCACUCAGCCAGAGAGAAGAAAACUGUCUGCGUUGGCACUGAUCUCACUUCUACCUUCGCUGAAUAGGGUGUGUCUGAUAGGAAGAAACUGUCUCCUUUCAAGAGAAAAAAGGAGAGAAAAGGGGAAAAGAUGGUUUAUCUUCACUGAAAAUUGCAGUGUUAUCCAAGAUAAAUUUUGUGGUAUCAUCCAUGUUACGCUGGAAGGUCUGUAUGAUGUUAUGACUGAAGAUCCUGAAACAGGAACUUACAAAGACUGCCUGCUGCUGUCUCAUUUUGAAGAACCCAAAGUUACAGAAGAUGAGGAGCCUCCCACAGAACAAGACAAAAGGAAAAAAUUGCUUGCCCUAAAGGACCCUGUACACACUGUGUCAUUGCAGCAGUUCGUCUAUGAGAAGCUAAAGGCACAGCAGGAACUGCUGGGAGAACAAGGCUUCCAUGCGCUUAUGGAGACAGUGGAUACAGAAGUAGUUGCACAGCUACAAGAAUUUUUACAAGGCUUCUAAAUAAAAUGAAAUAAAGAACCAAGGUUUUGUAUGUUCAACUUCCAAAAAAAUUUUAAAAAGUUCCAGCCAUCUCUUGUUUGAAAGAGCCUACUGAAAGCUGAAAAUAGUUUGUGUUAAAAAAGAAAAAGUUCUUUUGUUUCUCCACUGUAAGAUUGAUAGAAUAAAUGUAAAUUGGCUUCUGACUACA
Molecule: messenger RNA, 3396 nt
Organism: Coturnix japonica (Japanese quail)
Lineage: Eukaryota; Metazoa; Chordata; Aves; Galliformes; Phasianidae
Source: RefSeq, a predicted model, not a curated record